This is a messenger RNA of Aspergillus affinis, 1416 nucleotides long. RefSeq names its product 5'/3'-nucleotidase SurE. Gene Ontology annotation, cellular component: P-body. The transcript has 4 exons. Bases 1 to 1416 code for a protein of 471 amino acids. The record is from RefSeq and is a predicted model, not a curated record. Gene Ontology annotation, molecular function: hydrolase activity. NCBI's taxonomy places the organism in Eukaryota, Fungi, Ascomycota, Eurotiomycetes, Eurotiales, Aspergillaceae.
AUGACAGCCAAGGCUGAGGAUUACGCGACGCAAUCACUCAUGGAAACCUGCAACGGGGAUCAGUCCUCCGUGCAACACCGGCCCAUGUGUUGCUUGCACCGAGCUGAGUGGGAGAUCCAAGGCACGGAGGACCCGCCGAGGACAUGGGACUCUUACAUCUACCGUCCUCAUCUACCACUUGCCAUCACCGACCAGAUUCUUCUUCCAUCGGAAUCUCCCCCCACGGCGUCCAACGUUCACCGCAGUCUCUUUUCGGUGCACGUCGGGUUCUCCGUCACAGCCAUACAUGUAUCUCUGGCUGAGUUCCCGCCAUUUGGGUGGAAUCCAGUGAAAUGUGACGGUAUGGAAACAUCCCCCCGCAAGGACAGCGGCUUCACCGUGACCGAAUUGGAGAGUUCAUCCCCGGGAUGUCUUCGGCAUGUCGGGGUAGUCAACGAUGACGGUCCGCCGUGCAGCCGACUCUCCCCCUACAUCCUCCCGUUCGUCAAUGCCCUCCAAGACGCCGGCCAUAUCGUCUCCGUCGCCAUCCCCGCCGCCUCGCGCUCCUGGAUCGGCAAGGCGCAUCUGAUCGAAGCCUCCCUGAAAGCCACCUACGUGCCGCCCGCCGCCUUCCGCAACGAUGCCACCUGGGACGAGGAAUUCGAGUCCCCCGAAGAAUCCACCGACGAUGCUGCGACACAAGCGCACAACGACGAAUGGGUCGUGAUCCGCAACGGCACGCCCGCCAGCUGCGUCCAACUCGGACUCUUCAACCUCUUCGCGGAGCGCGGGCCCUUCGACCUCGUGAUCUCCGGCCCCAACCACGGCCGGAACACUUCCACCAUCUAUAACCUCUCGUCCGGCACCGUCGGCGGCGCCCUCGAGGCCGCGACCUGCGGGAAGCGCGCCAUCGCCAUCUCCUUCGGCAGCAAGGACCCCCAGCCCGCUGACACCAUCGCCGCCGCCUCGCGACUCGCCGUCAAGCUCGUCGACCACCUGUCGCGCCACUGGGACGAGCGCGUCGAGCUGUAUAACUUGAAUGUUCCGAUGCGGGCCGAUGUCGAGACCAGACCGAUUCAAUACACCCGUGCUCUGCCGUACUACUGGGCCCGGGGAUACCUGUACGCCGAGGAGGAGCCGGCGCAACAGCAGCAGCAGCAGCAGCAGAAGACAACGACGACAACGAUGAACGGUCUGACGAAUGGGGAGUCGCUGGCCAAUGGCGUCGCGAAGGCGGUCAACGGGUCCUCGUCGCGAUUAAAGGAGCGCAGUUUCAACUGGUCCGCUCAGCUAUCGGAUAUGAAGAAGGCGCUGCAGGCCAGCGAGGAGGGGACAGAUGCGCAUACGGUGCUGAAUGGGGACGUCAGUGUGACGGCCCUCCGUGCGAAUUUCUGGCAUGUUCCUGGUCUGGAUGGGCCAUUGGAAUUGGACAAUUAA